AUGGCUGAAGUUGAUUCCGGCCCGGUCGAGCCCCAGGCCCGACACAUUGUUUACUGUGGAGUGUGUACUCUACCUCCGGAGUAUUGUGAAUUCGGAGGAACGGCAAAGAAAUGUGAGGAGUGGUUGAAAGAGGAAGAACCUGAAUUGUGGAAUCGGUUACAUUCUGAAGACUCCCUUAACGCAAACUUAUCCGCCCUCUCCGUCUCCGCCCAGGAACGCGCUGCCAAGGACGCUGCAAAGAAAGAAGCUAAAGCGGCACAGAACGAGGCCCGUGAUGCGGAACGCAAGGCUGCGUCUAAGGUUAUUGUCAAGCGUGUUGAGCGGAAUAAGCGUAAAUAUGUUACUGUGAUUACCGGACUCGAGAUCUUUGGAUUGGAGAAUAAGAAAUUGGCCAAGGAAUUGGGAAAGAAGUUCGCUACUGGCUCCUCUAUGACUCGCUCUGCGGCUGGUACGGAGGAGAUUACCGUGCAGGGUGAUGUUAGUGAGGAUGUUAAGGAGUGGUUGGGUGAGGUUUACGGAAGUAAGGUUCCUCAGGCGAAUAUUGACUUGGUUGAGGAUAAGAAGAAGAAGGGCAGCACUGCUGCUCCUGCUGUUUGA
This is a messenger RNA of Penicillium malachiteum, 597 nucleotides long. RefSeq names its product putative RNA binding protein Tma22 (gene tma22). The record is from RefSeq and is a predicted model, not a curated record. Lineage: Eukaryota; Fungi; Ascomycota; Eurotiomycetes; Eurotiales; Aspergillaceae. Gene Ontology annotation, biological process: translation reinitiation; formation of translation preinitiation complex. Gene Ontology annotation, molecular function: translation initiation factor activity; mRNA binding. The coding region runs from base 1 to 597 and encodes 198 amino acids. The transcript is spliced from 4 exons.